AUAUAUAUUUUAAAGGUCGCGAAUGGAAUGCACAUGGAGCGCAUCAGGAUGAACCAAUUACAUGCCUACUACGGUACGUAUUUUAGUCACUUACUGUACACGUGUAUUUAUGCAUUAGGGUUUGUUCCUCGUACUUGUCCAGUGCGGUAUGGUACUCGUACGAUUACUACGCUGCGAUACCGUACGGUACCGGUAGGUGCUUCCCGACACCGGCUUUCUGCAAAACGAGCGAGGGCCUUCGUCCCCCUUCCGGACGCGGCACCGGAGCAGCCAGCAACAGCAACUGAACAGCAACAGCAACUGAACAGCAACAGCAACACCAGCAACACCAGCACCAGCACCAGCACCAGCAGCACAACAACAACACCACCACCACCACCAACAACAACACCAACAACAACAACACGGUGAUUCCUUCCCACGGAAGAAUCCACGACGACCACCACACCCACACUCACACCAACACCCACACCAAUCGGCACCGUUGCGCUUGCCCCGCCGGCACAGAAGCGAACGAAACAAAACGGAAACGGAAGAAAACAAAACAAAAACGGAAACGGAACACACCGGACGAGACCGGAACGAACAAACCUACCGGCCUUCCCAUGAGACUCGCGCGGUACGCCCUGCUCGCCAGCACCGCAUCCCGCCCCUCCUCCGCCUUUUCCCCUUCCGGAUCCGCCGCCCCGGGAUCCCUCCUUCGGCUCGAGAUGUCCUCCUCGUCGUCCCCGCCGCCGCUGCCCUGCCUGGCCGACGCCCCGUCGAUCCCCCUCCGGAACGGAAUGUCCCACCCCUCCAUCGGCUUUGGGACCUACAAGGUGGGCUUCGUCCCGGCCUCGGCCUCGUCGGCGGUCGCAACGGCCGGGGCCGCUUCGGCGUCUUCCCCCGGGCGGACCGCGGAGGAGUGCGUGGGGGACGCACUGGCGCUGGGAUACCGCUUUCUGGAGUGCGCCGAGUUCUACGGGAACGAGGCGGACGUCGGGAGGGCGAUCGCCGCCUCGGGGGUCCCCCGGGAGGACCUCUUUCUCUGCUCCAAGGUCUGGACGACGACCAUCGAGGAGGGCCCCGAGGCCGUCGAAGCCCAGCUCGAGCAGACCCUCUCGGACCUGGGAACGGACUACCUCGACCUGUGCGUAGGCGUUGCCGUCGUCGUUGUGGCUGUGGUUGUUGCUGUUGUGGUUUUUGUUGUUGUUGUUGUGGCGGUUGUGCUCUGGCGGCUUGCGGGCUUGUUUCUUUUUUUUUUUCUUGCUCUCACCGACGCUCCGGCCUUUUUUUUCUCUGUUUUGGUAUUGUGUUGCGCGCUGCAUUGUUCUGUUCUGUUCUGUUCUGUUCUGUUCUGUUCUGUUCUGUUCUGUUCUGUUCUGUUCUGUUCUGUUCUGUUCUGUUCUGUUCUGUUCUGUUCUGUUUUGUUGUGGGGGGCCUUGCGUCCGCCGGACCCGCUGCCGCUCCCCGGACGGACGGAACACCGACCCCCCUUGUUUUGCGGCCUUCGCAGGUACCUCAUCCACUGGCCGGUCCCGGGAAAGCACGUCGAGGCCUACAAGAAGCUCCAGGAGCUCUCGGCCGCCGGCAAGAUCCGGGGGAUCGGCGUCAGCAACUAUUCCUGGGAGGACUACCUCGAGCUUAAGGAGGCCGACGGGGUGACCGACCUCCCCCUGGUCAACCAGAUCGAGAUCAACCCCUUUCUGUACCGGAGAGAGACCAUCGACCGGUUCCUCUCGGAGGGCGUGGUCCUCCAAUCCUACCGGAGCCUCCGGGACGGCAAGGCCUUCGACGACCCCACCGUUGCCAGGAUCGCGGCCUCCCGGGGGAGGACCCCCGCGCAGGUCCUGGGCCGAUGGUGCCACCAGAGGGGCUUUGUGUACGUCCCCAAGUCCGUCCGGAAGGACCGCAUGGCCGAGAACGCGGGGGUCUUUGACUUUGAGCUGUCCCCGGAGGAGAUGGACGACCUGGACGGCCUGACCACCCCGGAGGCCCUGGAGACCUUCCGGGACCUCUACCGCAAGUGCGUGAACCGCGACACCAGCAAGGACGGGACCCUGGAAGGGGUGAAGACGGACAUCACCAUCGGAUGAGCACGUUUACAUUUACAUUUACAUUCACACGCACACGCCCGGACCCUCGAGGGGCUGGCCGUUCGCUGCCCCUGCCGUUCCGGUGGGGCCAAACCCGAGAAGGACCCAAGGGAUCUCUCUCGCGGAUUCGAAUCCGGUUGUAGCGACAGGGUCAGGACGGCGGCGGCAAGCACGGUGCCGCGUUGUUCUCGUCGCUAGCGGCGCCGAGAACGAGAACGACGCGGCCCGAUCAGUGCUAGAGCAAUAUUACAGUAGUACGACAUAAUCCUACCGCUGGUAGUACCCACAGUACCAUACUGUACAUCCUUUUUUCGUACCGGACCGUUCCAUCCGCAUUCCUCCCCUGGAAGGUCCGUGUUGAUUGCGAGCUCCCCCGUCCUUGGGCCCAACACAAGCUCCCCGUCGUUGCUCUCUUUUGAGGGGUGGAAGUUCCUCGUCCGGCGUUUGCCGAAGGGAGCAAGACCCCCGAGGCCGUUUCGAUACGUACCAUACGUACGUACCAUACUGCUCACAAGCAGAACCAGUUUGGGUGCCCGCGCCGCGACACGAGCACUAGUAAUAGUAAGUAUGAUACGAUACCAAGUAGAAGCACUUCGUAUUGCGGAUUGCUGUACCGCAGUAUGUAUUUACGAGCAGGGGUCAUAAAUAUAGAGGGGUGUGCAACGAAUUUUUUUGCGCAUCAUGAAGCACGAAAAAAAAAGUGAAACUCAUAUUCCACGUG
Messenger RNA from Pseudo-nitzschia multistriata, 2796 nucleotides. The record is from the annotation of a GenBank genome assembly. NCBI's taxonomy places the organism in Eukaryota, Bacillariophyta, Bacillariophyceae, Bacillariales, Bacillariaceae.